AUGGAGACAGUGGCGGAAGAACCUAAUGAAGAAAUCAGAGGUCACGCUCCAGCUGUGGAAGAUGAAAUACUUCCUGACCACAGAUGCUAUAUACAAUUUCCAUUUAGCAUUUUAUUCUCAGCUCUUCUCUAUUGUGCUGAGAUUGUCUCUGCUGUGUAUGUUUUUUAUGUUUAUCGAAAGAAUAAUGAUGUAUACUGGAUGUCAUUCACCAUUGGCUUUACUAUUAUGGGAGCAGUUUUGGAUCAACUUAGCCUUAUGUUUUUCCACAAAGACUGGACCAGAUAUAAAUAUUUAAUGCUUAUUGGGCACAUUUUGCUUCUAGGUCCUGUGGUGAGGUGUCUGCAGAACAGUAUACGUUACCACCAAGUACUGAGAAGGCUUGAUCAAGUUAAAAAAAUAUCUCAAAUUAGCAUCAAAAGAAGAAAGAUGAUUAUAGAGAGGGAGAUUGUUCACACACUCCAUGGUGCUUUCUUGCAGUGCAAAGCUUUCUACUAUAUGUCAGUCAUCCAGACCUAUCUUAGUUCUAUUCCACAAUUAACAUUACAACUAUGUAUCACUCUCACUGUAAGAGAAUGUCCUGUGGAAAGAGCAUGUCUGAUGGCAUUUUCCCUAGUGUCAAUUACUUAUGGCUCUGUUCACUGCAACAUACUGGCCAUGCAGAUCAAGUACGAUAAUCAUUUUAAGCUACAUACAGUACAGUUCAUCUGCAUCAUGUUCUGGCGUUGUUUGGAGAUUACCUCACGUAUAGUGACUCUGGUACUUUUUAUUGCAUCUCUGAAAUCGAGGAGCUUGCCCUUUUUAUUAGUCACAUUUUCAAUAUCACUAUUGGCACCAUGGGUGGAGUUUUGGAUAAGCAGAUCUCAUCUUCCUAGAAAGACUAUAAUCGAUUUGAAGCCAAUGAGUAUAGAACUGGUGCUUACUGUGAUCACUCUACUACAUGCUGCGAUUGAAUUCUGCUGCUGGUCAGGCGUGAAGCUGCAAUUGUCAAAUGAGGAAGUAGUUGAUAAGACACACAAGGGGAGUAAUAAAGCCUUUCACUACAGCGUUCGGUUAGUAGAAAAUGUAAUAAUGAUAUUGGUAUUUAAGUUUACUGAUAGGGAAUCUUUAUUGAAUUGCUGUGACACAUUAAUUGCCACACAGGUCAUUAUAACUUACUUAUUAUCAAUUGGUUUUAUGCUUCUCUUCUACCAGUAUUUGCAGCCAGGGUGGUCAAGCAAUUUAGUACCUGACCAAACAGAAGAGAUAAACCGGAACCAAAGUAAUGUUAUAUCAACUAGAGAGUCAAAUCAAUGA
Molecule: messenger RNA, 1293 nt
Organism: Pipistrellus kuhlii (Kuhl's pipistrelle)
Lineage: Eukaryota; Metazoa; Chordata; Mammalia; Chiroptera; Vespertilionidae
Gene: XKR3
Product: XK related 3
Exons: 3
Coding region: 1-1293 (430 amino acids)
Cellular component (GO): membrane
Source: RefSeq, a predicted model, not a curated record